UGGUACUAAAUAAUGUUGGUAUUGCUUGUGCUAAACCGGUUGUGUGGGAGAAUAAUAAAGUUGUUAUUUGCGAUAGUAAAUGUUGGACCUUGUUACUGGAUUAAAACAAAACAGUUUCAAAAAUGUCAAUGGAAACAAUUCCUAAAGAUUUACGAGGAUUGAGAGCAUGUUUAGUGUGUUCACUUAUUAAGACUUUCGAGCAAUUUGAAUAUGAUGGAUGCGACAAUUGUGAUGAGUUUCUUAGGAUGAAAAACAACAGAGAUAAUGUGUAUGAUUGUACCAGUUCAAAUUUUGAUGGGAUGAUUGCAGUGAUGAGCCCAGAAGACAGUUGGGUCUGUAAGUGGCAAAGGAUCAAUCGAUUUACAAAGGGAGUAUAUGCUAUCUCUGUGUGUGGACGGCUUCCUCCAGGAAUUAUUAGGGAAAUGAAGAGUAGAGGUUUAGUUUAUCGUCCCCGUGAUACCAGCCAGCGGUAAUCAUCCAAGAGACUGCAUCCGUAUGUUGCAGUUUGUGUUCUACUUGUGAACUUUGCGUGAACAUCUAUCGUCUGCAACAAAAUAUCUUGUUGUCAUGGAAACUGGCUGAUUCCUCAUCAUUGCUACGGCCUUAUUGGAUCCCGAAUCAGUCUUUUGAGUUAGAAGAAGUUACUCCAGAUUUUUUGCAGCUACAAGUCUGAACACAGACAUCCCAAUGUCUGCAUUAUACUGGUCAUCCAAACUCAAAUCUUUAGUUUUAACCUUACAUAAUAAUAAUGUUAAUAAUAGUAAUGUUUUUGAGAAUAACAUGUGUAACCAAAUAAACAUCAAUGAUAAUUACAAAUAAAUACAUAAUCUGUCAA
This is a messenger RNA of Zootermopsis nevadensis, 835 nucleotides long. It is a transcript of the gene spt4, whose product is annotated as Transcription elongation factor subunit spt4. Lineage: Eukaryota; Metazoa; Arthropoda; Insecta; Blattodea; Termopsidae. Gene Ontology annotation, cellular component: DSIF complex; nucleus. Gene Ontology annotation, biological process: transcription elongation by RNA polymerase II; regulation of DNA-templated transcription; transcription elongation-coupled chromatin remodeling. The record is from RefSeq and is a predicted model, not a curated record. Gene Ontology annotation, molecular function: zinc ion binding; RNA polymerase II complex binding.